Messenger RNA from Lolium perenne, 2596 nucleotides. RefSeq lists its product as uncharacterized. The record is from RefSeq and is a predicted model, not a curated record. Gene Ontology annotation, molecular function: histone binding; DNA binding. NCBI's taxonomy places the organism in Eukaryota, Viridiplantae, Streptophyta, Magnoliopsida, Poales, Poaceae. Gene Ontology annotation, biological process: chromatin organization; regulation of double-strand break repair. Gene Ontology annotation, cellular component: nucleus.
AAAAAAGCAUCACCCAUGAGCAUGACCCAUGGCUCACCGCUCAACACUUCGGUAAAGCCAGCCCAGAGCCACCGCACUGAACCUCCUUUGGCCAUGUGUUCCCUUGGUGAGCUCGCCCUAGUUCCCCAGCCAGGAACAAGUGUGGCGGCGUCGAUGGAAUGCGCAAACUGGACCACCGCCGACGCCGGCGCCGGCGCCAGCGCCGAAGGGAAUCGACCGAAGGAAAGUGAGUUCAGAGAACAAAUUGUCAAACUUGCUGGGAUUGCUUGCCAUGAAGACGAGGAAAAAUCACGGAUAGAGCUACUGGAGAAGCUCAAAGGAUGUAACAAGAUUGGGCUAAUUGAACUGUGUCGUUAUUUUGAUAUCCGUGGAUCAACAUCCACUAGGAAGGACGAUAUAGUGACAAUACUGAUGGAGUUUUUGAUGGAACACGGUUCUCGUAUUGACUGCGCAGAGCCGGAUAAGAAGCUUAGGAAAAGAAAGCGCAACAGGGAUGGUGCGGAUCUAUCUGGUGGCGACCCUUCAAAAAAAAGGAAACCUGAUGGAACUGUACUGGAAACUCAUGGUGAAGAGGAAGCAGCUGGGAAAAAGUGUGUGAAGGAUAGAGCAAACUGUUCCGAUUUUCACUUGAGGGGUAACAGAAAUGUAUGUACUGAUAACAAGACAGGACAGUUUUCGAAGGGAAAAGCCAAACCUGACCAGUUUGAAGGGGUAAAUGGCUCCAUGAUGGAGAAAUUAGCUGUGGUUCCUCUCCCAGGACUGCCAAUCCAUACACAUGAACAAAUACUAGUUACAACACCAUGUGCAAAGUUUGUUAGUAAUGUUGAGAAUAAUAGCAUGGACAUGAAGGCUUCAACAAAGAAAACUAUUUCCGUUUCCAAGAAAAAGGCAACCCAUAUGACAGAUCGCAACGAGAAAUUUUGUGAUAACAAUUCGUCUAGAGGAGAUGUGAAACCUCGAAAACAGGCAGUGAGACCAACUAAGGAUGAGCUGAGACAAGCAGUCUUCUGCAUCUUGGAUACUGCGAAUUUUGCCACGAUGACUUUUGGAGAAGUUGUAAAAGCAGUUGACAAAUACUUCGGCAAGGAUUUAUUCGAGAGAAAGCCACUGAUAAGGGCCUUGAUAGAGGAGGAGCUCUUUAGGCUAGCAGAGGAGGCUGAGAAGAAGGAACUGGAAGAGGAGGAAGCAAUGGGAACAAAGGCUAGAGCUGAACAAGCUGCCAAGGCGAGCAUAAAAGAUGUAAGAGUGGGAUCAGAUAUAGUAAAGGAAAAUGGACUUCAAGCUGGUCAAAAUGGUAAAUCUAAGUAUGCUGAAAAGAGUUACAGAAGCGAUAACAAUAUUGAAAAAGGCGCUGGAAAUGGGACUUCUGUGAAGGCUGUCGAUAACAGAAGUAGCGAUGAUGCUGCUGAAAGUUCACAAGAUGGCAAAGGUGAAGUUGAGACAGAGAAUGAAACUAACUGUGAUGGAUUUGCCAAGGAUGGCGAGGCUGGAAACAUUGUGCAGAAUGCAAAUGGAGAUGAUGGUGUAGAAAUCUCCAAAGAUGGCAAAGUUGGAAGCAUUGUGCAGAAUGCAAAUGGAGAUGGUGGUGUAGAAAUCUCCAAAGAUGGCAAAGCUGGAAGCAUUGUGCAGAAUGCAAAUGGAGAUGAUGGUGUAGAAAUAUCCAAAGAUGGCAAAACUGGAGACAUUGUGCAGAAUGCAAAUGGAGAUGAUGGUGUAGAAAUCUUGCAAGAUGGCAAAGCUGAAGCUGACAGAAAGAAUGAAAAUAACAGUGAUGGUUUUACCAAGGAUGGUGAGGCUGUAAACAUUGUGCAGAAUGCAAACGGAGAUGAUGGUGUAGAAAUCUUCAAAGAUGGUAAAGCUGAAACUGCAAAGAACUGCAGCGGUAACACCAUGGGAGGCUCUGAAGAUCUGAAAGCUGGAGAAGACGAGGGCACUAAAGAUGGCAGAGCUGAAGAAUGCAGAAGUGGAAAUGAUGCUAAUAGUGCAGAAAAAGUUGGUGACUGUGGACCUGAAGAGUCUAACCAAAUGGCUGGGCAUGUGAACUGUUCAGAAGAUGGCAAAUCCCAGGAAGCGGGUGACAAUGUGAAGGGUCAAAAUAUCCCAUCCUGUGGUGCUGAAUGUGGCAACGCAAACGAGACCACGGAAAAUGCAAGUACUGGACAAAGCCGAAUAGGCGAAGAUGAUGAUGGUAAAGCUGAAGAUGCUGAGCAGAAUAUGAAGGUCAAAGUUGAUGCAGAUUCAAGCAACCAUGGUACUGCUGAGGACAAUGCGAUAGCUAAUGGCGACGGCCAAGCCUAGGAUCCAAAGGUGGUGAGAGGGUUGUAGCCGAGGGUUGUAGAUGUAGGCUGUAGUAGUAGAGAGGUCCAGCUUAUGCUGUGUUCUUGUUUCGGCAGUAGUCACCACGUACUCCAGUAGGAUGUAGAGUCUGAGGUUUGGCUUCAAACUGCAUCAGUUUCGGAGAUUGUAGUGUAAAUUAUGCAGCAUGUAUAGAGCUUGGACAUGUAAUCCGGUAGGGUUGUUGUACGAACAAGAGUCUGUAUCAGCCAUGUUUAACUUGAUGAGUAUCGGUUCUGUAUAUUCAGUGUUCUUGAGUUUA